GCGGGCGGUUCGCGGGGGCUUUGCUGGUGGAAAACAAAAAGGGUUUUUUGGGGGGGGGCGUUAAUUUUUUUUGUUUGGUUUUUGUUCUUUUAAAUUUUUAAAUAAACUCCUGCAAAGCCACAGACGGGAUGGAGCUCAAGCCAGGUCCUCCUCCGGGGAUGGCGACGGCAGCGCCAGCCGGGAGCAGCCACCAGCUCCGCGCCCAGCGAGGAAGCCGCGGUGAUGCGCGCACACGUCCAGCAGAAACACUCGGGCUCGCACGUCUAGGGGAGGGGGGCACACAAAGAACUCAACGCCAGAGAUCUUUCCAUGAGGAUGGAGAGAGAGAGAGAGAGAGAGGGAGAGGGAGAGAGAGAGGGAGAUGCAGUUAGUGGACAUAGUCCGGGACGGGGGUUAUGUCUCGAAAGGGAGAAGAUCGGCUCUGACUUCAGAGCAACCGACUUCUCCAAAAAACAGUUCAGGGCAGCCAGGAAGACGUUGAUAUUAUAGAUAUACAUAUCACACACACAUAAACUCACGCAUACAUACACACAUACGUACAUUCACACGCACGCACAGACGUAUGGUAAAUCGCUUUACACUAACAGUAACUCCUAUUGCAAACGCUUCUCUUCCAGCGUGCUGGGCUCGUGUGCACACCCGACAGCGGUGCCUCCGGAUCAAUCCUCUGUGCCUCAAAUCAGUUCCCCGCUUGUUUCAGGACUCAAUGCGGAGGACUCCGCGGUAUGAAUUAGAUCGUUGCUUCUCGUAGCGACAAAGGGUGAGCUAGAGGAGCAAAAGCAGCGAUGGACCAAGCCGGGUGCGGGGCACUUUGUCCUGGGAAACUCUGCGAAGUGUCUGUGCCAGCAGGAGGAGACCUACGGAGGACGCAGGACAGCAGCAUCCUCUCCCUGUUCCCUGAGUGCAAUGCCAAGAGGUUGCUGCCUGCUCUUCUCCACCCUGUGCUCCACAACUUGCAGCCCAAGGACACCAAAGUAGAUUUCCAAAGAAUCCCAACUGCCUGGUGACUGUCCCUGUAGCUCAUCGUAGGGGUUCCCUCUCUUCCCUUAGCCACACAGAAGCAGCUCCAACAAAGAUUUUCCAUCUCUGUUACUUGCCUUCCCCUCUCCCUGGAAUAGAGUCAAAGGACAUGACAGAGACUGGAAAAACAUUUUUUUUCCACCUCGGUUUUGUGAGUUAUUUUUUGCAAGCAGUCAGAAUUAAACUAAAUAUUUGAAAAGGGAAGAUAGCUCUCUUUUUUUGUGGAAAACGCAGUCUUUUCACAUAUUUAUUUUUUCUGCUUACACAAGAGAGUGAAAAAUAAACGGGACCUGAAGUUGUGAUGAAAUUAAACAGGCCAAAGGAAUAAAAAUGCGUGUCUUGGGUUUUAGGAGAAAGACUCCUUGCUUCGUUUUGUCCUGGUCUCAGUUGUGUAUCAUGAUGUUUUAAAAACGGAGAGGCAGAUUCUACAAAGUAGGAAUCAGAAAAAAAGUCUCUAUUUGAAAGAAACGAAGCAAAAAUGCAAAGAAAGGCAUCAACGGGGUCUAUAUUUUUUUUAAAGAUGUGGAACUUGGGUAUAGUGUCAGCUGCAUCCAUUAAAUUGCCAAUUCCUUCACAAGGCCCAAGCUCCAACUUUAUUUAAUAACAAACAGAAUAAACCAGGAUGAGCAUUGAUGGAUAACACCAAUCACGGCUAGCUCCUCACAUCCUUUUAGGGAUGAGACCUCUGCUCUAGAACAAAUUUAAAAUAUUUUCCAGCACGGGUUAUUUAAGGAACCCAUCUCUCUUCCUUAAUGAGACUUGUACUAAGCAAGGACUUCUCAUGGAAGGAAAACCUAAAGGUUUUUGUUUUUUUUUCCUGGAGCAGGCAGAUGAUGAUGUUUGAUAAUCUUCUUCCUGGCCUGGUAGACCAUGCAGGACUUCUGCUAAAUUAAGAUACUGAUAGAUUUUCUUCCUAAAUGCCCUGAACUAAGUCCAAAAGAGUUAUGUGCUCAAGAGCAUUUUCCUUCACCACACCCCUGCACAUGUCAACUAAUGCAGCAUCUUGACUUCUGGAAAGCUGAGUUCCAGUUUGGAAAUGUAUAAAUCAGGUAAACCCAGUAGCUCUCAUGACAGUGUCCGACGGAAGCAGAUGAACAGGAAUAGCGUUUUUGAUGGCAAGCCUGUCCAGUCCCUGUGUGGCUAGGUGCCCUUUAGCUCAUUGGAGGAGCCAGGACUCUCCUAUCUGACUACCCCCCAGCACUAUCUCCCUGCAAAUGUCUUGAAAAGUUUAGACGUGUCUGAAUUUAUAGAGUGCAUGGUGUCAUUGACCCGAGACCAAGUGAAUUAGAAAGGGAUAUAAUUCUCAAAUGAAUUUGGAAAUGUCCAAGUGCCAAGUGUCCUGCAGAUGGUAAUGCACUCACCGCUAUGCCUCCAGUUAGUUCAGAACAGUAUCUCAACCCAGAAAGCUUGUCAUAAAAUGGAUUUAAAAAAAACCCCAACAACAGGGGAGAAGUAGCAUUUGAAGCCAAACCAGCCAAUUUGCCUUAAUGAAAAUAACUCUUGCCUAGUGGGCCUAGUUAGUGCCCCGAGCUAUAUGCUUAAACAACCUUGGUUUCACCGGGUACAGCAGAGGGCAGAAUAUGGUCCAGCAUGUCUGCAUCAAUUGCUGUCGAUGGUCGGCGAGGAACCCUGGUUUGCGUUACUCUGAUCAGUAAUGAACGCACAAAUAUGCCAGGCACGAUAAUCUUCCUGCUAUUGUGUAUGCAAGAAACAGAAACAACUCGAAAAAAAGCAAAAAGCCAAGACACUGUCCACUUUGUGAGCUGCAGCGAUGUGCCGUAAACGCGAAAACCAUGCGCAUUCCCCCACUGCAUGUGUAAGCAAUUAUGCAAAGAUUGCUUAUAUUUGCGAGCGAGGAUGCAGAGUUGUAUUUAUGUCACAUAAAAGAACAACAAAACCCCCGUUGAUGGCCAGAAGAAAAAAUAAUAAAAACUUUAUAAAAGUCGAUAUUGAACAGACAAUAUAUCUCGGACUAUUUAUUAGGUAUACGCUUUGUGCACAUAUUUCCCUUCCGCGCCCGCACUUUGAUAUUGUUUGCAUUCCUGUAUUUCUGAAGCUGCUUUGCAGAUCAGUGCCGAUCGGGGUGUUUUGGCCUAUGUCAUUGUUUUGGGGAAUAAUUGUUUUUCUUGGGCUCCCGUGCUGUCUCAGAGGUGCUGGGACUGGAUGCUCAAAAGCACUGCUUUUAUUAUCCAUCAGAAGGAAAAGCAGGGCUGGGUUUCCAGAUCAAAAGCAUCCUCAUUUGACUUCAAGAAGAACCCAUCCGAGCUUAGACAAUUAACUGGAAUUUCGUCCUGAAUGUCCCCUCAGGCGCUUUCUUCAUCUAUCUGCUGGGACAUAUCGCGAUAUGGAAUAAUUAUCCCAAACACACAGAGUUGGGCUUAAAGCUAAGCAGUUGAGUGCUGCACCAGGCGGGGAGCACAGUCCGCGUGUUUAGCUGCGGAGCCCACAACUCCUCUACACGCAUCUCAGUGUAAUUGAUCUGGCUGAGUGAGGUCUUUUUGGUAAUUUGGAUACACCAAGUCUCCAGUUAAUGACAUAUAAUCAGGCUUUAGGUCACUUGGUCAUUCUCUUAUUACACACCCCUCCUGUUCUCUCUGAUCUCCUUUCAAACUAAAUUUCACACAAACAAAUAAAGUAAGACAGGGACAAGUCCUUAACAUCCAAGGGAGAAAGCUUGGAAAGCGCCCGCGAAAGAGCUCUAAACAUUGGGAAAGAAAAUCUGCGAGAUAGGAAAAGAACAUCUUAUCGAAAAGGAGAGUUGUGUACAAAACUUGGGGAGAAAAGGCUCUGGAUUUUGUUAAAAGUGACGUAAAAUAAAAAUAAAAAUAAUUACAAACAGAAAUGUCAUAACAUAAACAGCAGGCAGGAGGCUUACUGGAAACUGGUAGUGUAAUUUGUUGAUACAGAUUAUACAACCGAUAUGUGAUUCGCAAAAUGUUUGUUUGCUUCAUUUUAAGCAGCAAAAUCGUUUCUCUUUUUCUUUCCUUUACACUAUUUCUCAGAACGAAACUGAAGCGGUUGAGAACUGAAGAACUGGAUUUCAUUUCCUUGCCUAACUGUAUAGGGAAAAAAAUAUAAAAAGGAAACGAAAGCUGUGGCUCUGACGUCCAAUAUACCUGUGUCAACACAAAUAUUUUACAUAACUAAAGAGUUUAAUAAUAUUGCCUUUUCUUUCUAGCAAAAACGAAGCCACUUCUUUUGGCCAGGUUCUUUAAAAAAAAAAAGCCAACUCGUUUGAUCUCUAUUUUCCUUAAAAAUAUUGUGUACAUUUUAUAUAUAACUAUCAAGGCUACAUCAUAGCUAGCUAACUAUAUUAUAGACACACCGUGCUAAACCUCUAAUAACAUGAUAAUGCCUUCUGAACUAUCCGAAGUGUAUUUAGAAAAAAAACCCGAUUAAAAUAUGACUAGAUUAAAGUUGCUUAACACUUUAUACAGGAGCAGCGAGACAAUAUCAGCAUCCCUCGACUCCCAGCACCGGAGCGAAGUUUCUCAGAGAGAGCUGAAUUCCACGCUCUUUCCCAAGCAUUAGCACCUUUCAAAAUUGUAUCCAUUUUUUUGCUUUGAAAACCAAAGAUCGCACGUGUAUUUAUUCCUCCUAGGAUUCAGCCAGGCGCUAAUUGAGUCUGGAAGUGGAAGUGAGCUUGUGAGAAUGAAUGCGUUUAUAGAAAGCCCUCUUGGACAGACUUACACAGCAAGCAAACAACGGCGCAAGAAAUAUACUGCAAGGAGAGUCACAAGGCCUCGGUUGCUGACACAUUCAUAUGACAAACCAGGUUAAGUGAUCACUACAUCCGCGACACCCCCCCCACCCCCUUUUUUUCCCCCCCUCCACUCGCGGAAAGCUCAGCUGCAAUGCCAGCGCUCCGCAAUGCUGUUCCCCGACACAGUCAGGCAAACGGCGAGCUGGACACAGCAUCUAAAUGCCCCGUCUCUCUGGGUGUCCCUGCAGUAGAGGCACUUCAUCUCCCAAAGGGUGGCUGAUCCUAGUCUUCCUCCUCAAAGCCUUUCCAGGACCACUUGCUCUGUCAGCAGCCCCUCGUUCCUAGACAGACAGGGAUCUCUGGGUAAAUCUGAUCUCUUUUAUUAGACCCACUCAAGCAGUUGGAACAAGCCUUCUCUGCAAGCUUUACGGGUGCAAACCCCCUUUCUCCUAGCAAAUGCUGCCCAUCCUCCCAAAAGCCUCCGGCAGACUUCAUGGCACCCAGGCGAGGUGAGCAUGGGCUGCCUCACCAGGCGUGCCUAGCUAAUGCCCAGCACAGGGCCCGGCGGUGGGGCUGGGAGUGGGGCGCAGCGGUUGGAGGCUGGACGGAGCGAGGGGAGAGCAGCGCUGCUUUUGUGCCGGGGCUGCACGUGCUGCGAGGCUGAGCCCGGAGAAGAUCAGCUGAAAUCCCUCUGUCCCCCCCGGGGCAGGGGCCAGCUCCGGAGAGGUGACUGCCCUGGGGACAAGCAGCACCUCUCCGCAGCAUCCCGGCUGCAGGGAUCCGGCUCGUCCGCCCUGCCCCUCCCGCAGCCCGGGGGCUUGUCUGCAGCCCCGCACCCGGCGCGGGCGGAGCCCUGUGCACCUCGUCACGGAGGCACAGGCCCGUGCAUUGCCACUGGGGCUUGCCAUGUCCCGGGAGAAGAGAAAAAAAGCCAAGAUCGGGCUGCUAUGAAAGCUGUCAAGGGCGUUUGCUGAUGAAUGGGACACCCCGCACCGGGGGCGGGCGAUGCAACACAUCCCUUUUGACGGAUGCUCCCUGCAGCAGCCAGGCGCCCCCCGCCCUCCUCUUCCCUGCUCUUUCCCCAAGCCUGGGGUAAGCCUCCCGAGGGCAGGCAAGGGUUAAGCCUCUUCUUGCCUCCCCUCCCCUCGCUUCUCGAGCCCCCCUGAAUACCACUGCUUUCCUCUAGAGGUCUCAUUAGGGAAACCCUAACUGCUAUUUUCAACAUUUCCUCAAUCAGGGGCCUUUAACUAUAGCUGCACAAACAAAUUGGCGGCAAAAAGCGCCGAUCAUGUCACUAGUGAGGCCGAUCCAAUAUUUCACCCUUGUUUGCUUUGUAAUUAUUGGUCGGCUUGUGAGCACCUUGCCCCACGGGGGCAAAUCCCCCACCCCACCAUCGCCAGCCAGCAAAGCAAGGGAUGAACCCAACCCACCAGUGUUGCUUCUACAACGGUGGGCUCAGAAAUACAAGCCCCUUCCCAAAUUCAGCUUGUGCUCUGAAGCAGUGGGCUUGGAGAGGUUUUUCCCCCCUCCCCUCCAUAAACCAAACUCUUAGAUCAGACAACAUUUCUGCUGCACCUCUGUCCCCUUGCAGAUUUUUGCAAGUGGUUAGUCUCUCUCUUUGCUGGAAUCUGCCUCUCUGUUAAACUGCUAUUAUGAUUUGUUAUAUUUUCCACAGCUGCUUACUCUUGUUUGACUGUUGUACAAAGCCGCUUUAAAUCUGCUGCAGGAAGAAUAAAACUUAAAACUGCUUGGAUGGGUUCCUAUAGACUUGUGGCCUAGCUCUGGCCCAUUUUAGUUCCUGCUUUACAACCCCUCUGUAUAAAUCAGGCCUCUGGUAAGGUUGGUUAAGGCAGGCAGGGGCAACGGUCAACCCAGCUACUAUCAACACAAAUAGCAGUUAACUUAAUUAUAUCCUAAGCAUUGCAUUUAGCAGAAAAAAGGUUGGGCAGGACUAACAAAGCUGUUGUAUUUGCUUUGCUGUGAACUGUUGGGAACAUUUUAUGGUGAAGGCAAAUACUAUAACACAAAAGGGAAAUAUGAAAUAAAUCUCUUUUUAUGGAUUCUCUAGCAGAAAAACAGGCUGAUUCAACCCUGUUAUGAUUCAGUGCGUUUGUAGGUACAGUUAUGUGAGUUGUAUGAUAAGGUAUAUAUAUAGUAUAUAGCACAUACACAUGCACUUUGAUUUGUUGGGCCUGAUUCUGUUCUUGCUGAAUUCAAUGCCAAAACUCACAGUGAUUUCCAUGGGAGCAGAGUCUGUUCCUCUCUGCAUAUAGUUCAUUGCUGAUCAGUCUAAUUACAGUGAACUGAGGUAGCUUCAGUGCCACUUGUCCCAUAUGAACUGUUCUUUCAAAAAUCAUGUUCAGAAUUUUAAUUCAGAAACAAUUCUAUAAUGGACCUAUCAAAUGGUCUGCUCUCCACUUACUCCUGUAAUUAAUUGAGUUUAGCUAUCCAGUUUGAUACAGAAUAAGACCUUAGUUACACAGGGCCAGAUUUUUAAAGGUAUUUAAGGGUGCAUUCCCAUGAGCAGGAAGGCGCCUUUUCCCAUAUAUGCCGCUGCUGCUUGUCCCCAGGAAAUGCCCGUGCAUGCGUGCUCCGGUGCACGGUGCAUUGCCCUGGGUGGGGUCAGGGAGGCUUGCCCUGAGUGGGGUAGGGGAGGCCUUUCCUGGGGUCCUGAGGGCCUCUGGGGGCUGCAGCCGCAGCAAUCUGGCUGCACUCAGUCUAUCUGGCAGCUGGAACACAGCUCCAGCUGGCCGGGCUCUGAUUUCCAGUGUUGCAUGCCACCACCACAUGCGCUGCCCCAUUUUUUUAAGGGACAGGGGUUUUUUUGACAUGCGAUGCAGGUGGUAUAUGGUGCCACAAACUGCACAUCCGUGCUCAUCUGGACAUGCCCCAUGUGUUUAAAGGUCUGGAUAGGUAGGUAAAGGGGAUUUUCAAAAGGCCCUAACUUUCCUUGACAUCAGUGAAAUUUAACCAUUCCAAACCCUUUGAGGAUCCUGGCCUUAGAAGUAUUUGAAAAUUCUAACGAGCAUCUCUAGGCACCAUGGCACUUCUAUAAAUCUACCCUAAAGUGUCCUUAGAUGAUUUUUACACAUUUAAAAAAUUGUCCCACUAUAAAACAGCUGUAAAUAUGUCAUAAAGCUGUUUCAUUCGGUACUAACAGGUUUUCUUCCAUACCCCUGAGUCUAUAUUAAUUAAUGUUAUUAGUCUUUCUCAGUGCAUUAUUUUUGUUUAGUAGAAUCCCAUUUACCCUUGACCAUCCAAGCAUGGAUUAAGUCAAAAGGAGAGCAAGGAAUGCUGGGUGGGUCCACUGUCUGUUAUGCAGGUUUGCGUGUUUGCAUAGAGCAGAUGCUGAAAAUGGUUGUUUCAUAUAUAAUUCAAUACUUUUCUGUGUGCACAUACACAUUUGCAUGUACUUUACUUUAGAGUAGACCUCCUUGGUACUUCAGAACUUCAGCUGACCAUUCAGUUUUGUGUUUGGCAGUAGUAAAAAAACAAAAAAGGACUAUUAGAUAUUGCAAGGAAGUGUUUUGUUUUGUUUUUUAAAUCUUUACCCCUUCUUACAUGAAAAAAUGGAUUUUUCCUUUCCAGUAUGUUUAUUUCAUUACGACAUUCAAAAUAUUACAAUACCCUAAAUUUUCCCAAACUAUUUCUCAGCAGGGUAAAUCAGUACAUGCAUGCUUCUCUGACUAAACUGCUUGUGGUACAGAAGCUUAUUUAAAAGGUAGCUCUGGUAUAUCUACAAUGAACUGAAAUUUUCAGUGUAGACAUGCACACAGUGCUAAAGUUAACCACAUGUUUAAGUCUGCAGUGGAAUGGAGACUCAGGAUUUUAUCCGGCACCCAUUGCAAUCCAUGACAGCUACCAUCAACUUCUGUAUUGUAGAAAUAGGAUUUUAUCUCUAAUGUAAAAACCCCCAGGCUGAUUUUUGAAAAGCACACAUACCCAAGUUGUGCCCAGCCUUCAUGUAAACAUCUGGGAGGCAUGUGUGAAAAAGGACAUAUGCUGCAUAGAGCAUUCUUGCAUAUGCCAUUUUCAAAUGUGUAUUUACAAGACUACAGUGUGGAAUAGACAUCUUUUUAUCUGAAAUGCAGGAAAUGAUUUUUUUUUCUCCUCUAAAUAAAACCGCACUUUUAAAUGGCUUUAAAGAAAAAAUAAAGAGCACAAUGCUGAGCUCAGUAAGGCUAUCAUCAACAGCAAAUUUCCACUGAAAGCCCCACAAUGUCUCUGCAAAUUCACAAAGAUCUACCACUAUUCCAAACAGCACAUUCAUGCAACAAUCUGAUUAUUUUAGAUAUUAAUUACUUUAGGCUGAUGUUAUUAAAAACAUGUGGUUUGAGGAAUACAUUUUUUCGGAAUGUUUCUUCCCUCUCACAAUAAACUCAGCAUGUUGUGAAACAACAUGGAAUUCCAAACAGUCAUUGUGUUGUUUUAAACAGUAGCAAAUGGAACAAUGCUGCCCUUAAUGUUUUAGUUGUUCAAACAACAAUUGGAAUUGGAUAAAUGCUUUCAGCUGGGACCACUUUCCUAAUACCUUUGUAGGUAAUAGGAUUCUCAAUAUGUGCUACUGGAUGACCAUCAGGCACUACACAAUGGGCAGACAUUCAACCCUUUACCCAACAUAACACAGAGGACACCAUUGAAAAAUGAUGCAUUGUUGUAUCUAUGCUUAACCCAUUCUUUGUUUCCCAUUGUUGCCAUAUCAUCAGUGCAGCUCCAUUGCUGGUAACAUUUGGUGCAGGACUGAUGUAGACUGAUGUCCUGCAUUUCAUCCACAGUGGCCGGGUCUACAAGAGACGCAGACUGCGCAGUUGCUCGUUACUACUGCGCAGUAGCAUCCCAUGACGUGAAGCAUGACCUGUGAUCAUCACCUCACAAAUCUCAAAAGGGUUUCCACUCAACAAGGAUCCCCUUCCAGAGAGCUAGAUUGCACUGUUGAAAAAGCCACCUAGAUACCACAUGAAGAAUUGCUGUGGUACAGAAAGAAAACCCCCAUGAAUUGCACACCACUAGUUAUGGCAUAUCAUCCCACCCUGGAACCUACACCAAAAAUCCUCAAAGGAUUGCAACCAGAGACAAUUGUAGCAGGGUGUGAGGCCCAGGGCAAAUCAGCCUGUGCGGGGCCUGGAGGCAGUGGCAGGGGGGAGGGGCAGAGAGCGGCUGGACCCAAAGCCAGCUCAGCUCUGUGGGGCCCCCCAAAGCAAGGGGCCUGGGGCAGUUGCCCCGAUUUGUUCCCCCUAGGGACAGCAUCCCAUACUAGAAGAAGACCCAAGUCUUAAAGAGGUCUUCCAGGAAACACUCAUCCUAGUCUUUAAACAAGCACUGACCCUUGCCAACCUCAUCACCAUAUGCAAACCUCCUACAGUGACAAGAAAUGUAAAACCUGUCAACAUAUCUCCACCCCCCGCACAAUUACUACACCUCACAACAGAACCAUCAGCAUUCCUGGAUCUUACAGCUGCACCUCCAGAAAUAUAUAUAUAUCUCAUUCAGUGCACCAAAUGCCCUGAUGGAAAAUAUGUAGGAGAAAUCAAACAACAACUUCACACCAGAACGAACAGAUACUGAAAAUCUAUCAAAGACAAGAGUAUCCAAUUAUUUGUGGGGACACAUUUCUCACAAGAAAACCACUUUCUCCAAGCUCUCAGUUUUAAUCCUCAAGGGGAAUAUACAAAACAUUUUUUGCAGAUGAGCCUACAAACUUCACUUCAUCAACCUACUGGUUACAAAAAAUCAUGAACUAAAUAUAAACAUUGGAUUUAUGAAACCUUAUAACCUGACUAACAUCUGUUACCCCAGGUAACCUCUCUACUAUUUAUCAACUAUAUUCUUAUCACCAGGUGUACAUUCCCAUUCCACCCCUCUUCUGCCUUACUUUGCAUCUUCACUGACAGGCAUUCUCACAUGCAUACUGGUCUUUGGCUUCCAUUCUAGUCCAUCCAGGAAGAGCACACACUAGCUGCGGAUGCUUUCUCAGCCUGACAAAGGGUGUUUGUACCCAAAAGCUUGCAAAGAAGAAUUUUUCCAACUAUUUUAGCUGGUCUAAUAAAAGGUCACAAAGGUAUAAAACUACAGAUAGGAAUUUUCAGUUCACAUUUGGCCCUAGGUAGUAUACAUGCAAAUUUAGCUUUUAUUUAGAAAUAGAAGAUGGGAAUGAGAAUGGAGGAUGUGCAUAAACUGUUGUAAGUGCAACUCAUGUACACAUUUCUGAGCUAGCUUUAUUUGGAUGCUGCUAGCAGUGCAGUCUUGGCAACAUAGAGCUUAGUGUGGAUUCAAACCCUGCCUGAGACGUUGGUUAAAUGCAGGUGGCCAAUAGCAAAGAUGUGUCAUGAGUGACCCUGUUUUUGCAAUCAUGGGAACUCAUUUAUAUGUGAUCCUGACAGAUUAAUUUGUUUUCCUCUGCUUCACUUAUCCUCACCAUUUCUAUGAUUCAUAGAGAAGAAUAAUAAAAAAGGAUUUAGAGUACAAAUUGAGGAACACCUGCAAAGCCAUAAAGAGCAGAUCCUGCUCCCAGCUGAAGUCAAGGUAAGUUUUGCCAUGAGGGCUAAUGGCAGCAGUGUCAGUCCUUCAAGUAUUAUGAAAAACAGAAGUUAAGUUAUAGGACCAAAAUGUAGAAACCCUGUGCUCUAAAGGCAGAAAAGUUUUAUUUUUAUCCCUUCAUAACCAAAUGUGUAAAGAGGGGGGAAUGAUCAACGUUGAAAACAGACAUACUUCUGAAAUCCAGUAACAAAUCUGAAAUAGAACACAAAUAAAUUUAAUCGUUACACUUGAUGAGCUGUUUCCUCAAAAGAUAUGCUCUGUAAGGAAAAGUUAGAAUUGUUUCAGUAAAUUAAAAAUGCUGCAAUUAAAACUAUUAUUAAACCAGAUUAAACAAAGCAGAAAAUUGCUUUCAAGCUGGAGCCAGCAGUCUCUGUCCAGUUCUAUGCUCCAUGUUCCCUGUGGUGUUUACCCAAAGAUUAUCUUGUUUAUGUUAUGGUUAUUAUACUUCAUAGAAAAUAAUCAAGGAAAUAUUUCUUGUUUUAUGGCAAAGAGUGGAUGCAAGUUACUUUUAUACAACAUUCUUGGGUUUGAGAUAGUGUGAUAUUUAAUAAAGUGUUUAUAAAGUGAGAUAUAAUAGUUUAUCAGAUCUCAGGCAGUCAUAAUAACAAACCCACCCUUAGCCUGAGUGCUAUGUACUGUAUUUUGUAAUUUAUAAUACAGUACUUUCUAAAUUACUUUGUAGACUAAGAAAUUUGCCUACCAAAGAAUCAAUCUUUUUGGAACUGAAGAACUCUCUUCCUAAACAUUUUUGCUUUCCAUACAAAUCGUCAUUUAAAGCUUGGAUUCAAACACAAAUUAAACCUCCCUCUACUUGUAGUAAUAUAUCUAUGCUCUAAGAGGUUUUAGUAAAGACAGAUAUUUUAUUUUUAUUUUUUCAAUGUUCAUGGGAUAUUUGUAAUAUUUUAAGAUAAUUUUUUCUCUAAAAAAGCACAAUGAACAGGAGUGGUGAAACAGACUUCAACUGAAAGUUUGAGACUAUAAAUUGAGAACUAAAUGAAAUUAUCUGAGUGGGAAUGAACAACCUAUGAAACUGUUAAUAUGAAAUAGGGCAUUUUAAUUCAAACUCCUACCAAGUUGCUGUCUCCUUAAGUCUGGUUUGUUAGGUUCAGUUGAGUACUGAAUGCAGCAGCUUCCACAUCAGCAAAAAUAAUCCUAUGUCACUAGGGCCAAUUGUGCACUGACCUACAUAAAACUUUUGGAUACUACUCCAGUAAGUAUGUACUGGGCAUCUCUUUGACCCUCCUGAUGGUCAAUCAUGAGCUCUUCCUCCAGUUAGAUUGGGCUUCCUGGGAUGAAGGAAGCAAACUGACAAGUCUCUCUCUAUAUAUACAUAUAUACAGGAUGGCCCCAGCAAUUUUUGGUUUGCAUAACCAGGUUGUCAAAUUGACAAUUCCUUUUAAUAUGGAGAGACUGACUGCUUGGGGCUGUCUUCUUCCCACAUUUCCAACAGGUACACUAAGUCACUAGAGUUGGCCAUGAUUUGUUAAGAAGGAAUCCUUCAACUACUAGACAUUGGCUUGGUGGCAUAGUGAACAUGUGUUUGUCUAGAUAGCUCUCUCACUAGUAGGGAGUAUAGUAUCUGGAUAGUGGAUAUUAUGGAUACUAUCUGGAUUUGGAUACUUUACUGACAACUGUCACAACCCAAAGGUGUGAUUUUUUGUUUGUGUGUGUGCUUCGGCACCGCUAAAUUAUUUCCCGCCAAUUUGUUGCUUUCUUUGCACGGUAGAGUUCUCUGCUGCAAGAGAGAACUCUGGUGCAACGGGGGAUUUCCUGCCAGAUUAUAGCUUCUUUUCAGUGUGCAUCUCUUUUGCAUUGUAGUGAUACAUGCUGUAAAGAAGUUCCCGCCAUUUGUAUUAGGAUUCGCACCACAUUAUUGGCCAAUUCCUAAUGUAGGCACACGUGGUGGCUAGCGAUUGGCUUGCUAGCCAUACAAAAGGCUUGGGUAGUUUCCGCCCAAGUAGGAGGAGGGAGGACAAGAAAGAUUCUGUGUAAAGAUCUCCAAGCGCUGCAGACCCUCGCGGACCCAACGCGCCUCCCCUAAGCAGGCAAUAGAGGCAAUAGAACCGAGUCUAUGGAGCUUUCGCUUCUCGCUUCUCCCCGUCACCGAGUGCAAUCCUCGACGUAUCCCUUUCCUGUAACUUCGGACCCGCGGAGUCUAAGUAACUCCAGGGAAACUUUUCGAGUCUAACCGAACCGGACCCGCGGAGCCCGAACAACUCCGUGGGAGCAAUCGAUUUGUUGUGUUCCUCUAGUGAGGAUCCAAGCGGGAGCUGUGCCUGGAAACCUAUUCAAGCCUACACCAAAACCAUCUUUGGGUGUAAGUAAACAAUCUUUUCAAUCAACCAUUACGCCUCCGUAACUAAUUCUAACUCGCGUGCGCUAAACCGUCCCACGGUUCUCUCCAGCCCCACGUGCCCGGGCUGCCGGCCACAGCCCGUAUGCAAUGAAGACGGGCCCGGCUCGCCCCCGGCUUGCACAUGGCAAUGGGAAUGAGAUCGGAAUCGCCGCCGCACAUGGCAACAAAAGUAGGAUCGGGGCGCAGCCUGCACAUGGUGAUGAGGAUGGGAUCAGGAGAGAACGUGCAUGUAGCAACCCGGAUGGGAUCGGGAGAGAAUGCGCAUGUAGCAACCCAGACAGGAUUGAGAGAGAAUACGCUAGAGUUAGAAUUGGUUAGGAACUGCCCUUGGCGCGAUAACCAACGCCAAGUGAAAAGCUUUGAAGAAUUAGAGAUACAUAUCGCUUACCACCAGGCGGGCAGAACUGGUGAAAAAUUUGUAAGUGGCCAUCUGUAGCUAAAGGGAGGAGAGGGAAUCUCCGAAGACGGAGCCCCGAGAGAAAGGGAAGUGUACUUGCUCCCUGCGGCGUUCAGGUGUAUAAUGAGAUGAGCGGGUCCUGUUUAGGCCCCUCGAUACUGUGUCCCUUGCCGAACCCAACCCAGCAGGCGAAACGAACCCGACUUUCACCCGGGAGUGUGCCUGAUGCCUACGAUAUGCUCGGGAGAGUGAAGAACUGGAGCCCAUCGGCCGGUUCCCCCCGGCUAUGGUAAUGGCUAGAUUAUGGGGUCGCGAGCUUCCAUCCGAGCUCCGCGAAGAUCUGGAAACAGAGGAAUGCCCCGCAGAUGAAAGAGUGGCCUUGCGGUAUGACAAGGGGGGAGAAGGUAGUGCAACUAUUCGUACUAUAAUGAAUCUAAUGCAGAGAAAUUUAAGUUUGAAAACCCAGCUGCAGAUGGUGAUCCGAUCGGUCAAAGAAGCGGCUGAGAAAAAGGAGCCUGAAACGCCAGUCCAAGAUGGCACCGAGCAAGAGGGAGACUGUGUGGAAGAACUGGAAAAGAAGGGUGGAGCUUCUAAUGAACCCAUGAGAGUUCGGUCAGUGACUCCGCCCAUCGACCCAGCGUCGUCGCCGGCAACCCUGCCUAGCAACGCAGUGGCGUCUCGGCCGACCACGCCUUCCUGCCGACAAAGGAGAGAGUCAAGGGGAGGAGUGCAUCCGCCCCUCCUGCCUGAAACAACGACAGCAGCAGUAACCCCCGCGGGAGCAGUUCAGCCUAUGACAACAUCAACUCCUGAAGGAGCAGCUUGUUCUACAACAACAACUAACCAAGUUGCUACUACUUAUUAUGCUCGCACCAGAACUGAGUUGCAGGAUCUAUGUAGAGCAUCAAAAAUUCAACCUGAAGAGACUCUAGCUGUAUGGUUGGGACGUUUAGUCAUAGAACUUGGAUCCGACCUCCUGAACCAAGAAGAAGCAAGCUUCUUAGUUAGACAAGCUUCGUGGAGUACAGGACAUGUCACCGACAUCGACAUGAUAACAUGUAAUAUUCACUGGCCUAUUCCACUGCCAGCGCUUGUUGCAGGACUGAUUAGUCAAAAGGCCCACGUGUGGCAUGCAGGAUGGCCAGAAUAUACUGGCGCAGAUCACCUUAUGCUGGCAAUUAUUGGCGUCUCGUAUUGUGCUUGGAACCCGAGAGCAUGUGCGCUAGGACUAACAUCACUCCAGUGAAUAAGACCAUGGCCUCACUGUCACCUGCGAGAUCCUGGAACCGUUCCACUAACCUCUCACAGUCUAGACAGUUGCUUUGAGAUUUAUGGGUGAAAAAACAUCGUCGUUCUUCGGAGUCUGCUCAGUCCAAUGGUAAAUCAACCCGUGAGUAAUCUUCUUUGUCAAUUGCCAAGACUGCGUGUCCUGAUGGAGCCAGGAUUGUCUUUUGAUCGGGACUGUCAACACCCGACCAGACCUCAAGGCACCAGACGACGUGGAUCCGAUCUUCCACCACUGCCACCGAGAACCCUAGAGGAGCAAUACAUGUUUGGAUUUCUCCUACAGCGUUCCGGACUUAAUAAGUGGCAGCUUCGGAUUUUAGGGGAAUGGCAGCUAGCUUAUGAGUUAGGUUUCCGGUAUUUGGAAGAACCAGAUGAUGAAUCUUUGACGACUUCGUCUAAUUAAGCCAUAGGAAUCGUUUAAAAAAUUGUUUAAGUUUGUUAAAUUGGGUCAUUAAUCUGUUUUGAGAGUUUUCUGUUUACAGAUCCAGGACUCAGAGCGUAUGGCAAGGAGGAGCUUUAAGAGAGAUGACAUCACUGAGGAGAGUGUGGAGACGUGUGACCUCGCCACGAUGCCCACUGAAGCCCUGAUUGUGCAAUUUUGUUAUAAAUCAGAUUAUGUGUUUAUGUUGAUUAUUAUUUCUUGAUUGUUAUGUAACUUGGUCCCAGGACAGCGAAUUUUAUGUUUGUAUAUUUGUUUGUUGGCUUGUUGACUCGUUUGAUGAUCACGACAAACUUCUAGAUUGCUUGAAAGAGUACGGCAUAAUUUAGCUAUGCUCUCAGAAAGGGGGGAUGUCACAACCCAAAGGUGUGAUUUUUUGUUUGUGUGUGUGCUUCGGCACCGCUAAAUUAUUUCCCGCCAAUUUGUUGCUUUCUUUGCACGGUAGAGUUCUCUGCUGCAAGAGAGAACUCUAGUGCAACGGGGGAUUUCCCGCCAGAUUAUAGCUUCUUUGCAGUGUGCAUCUCUUUUGCAUCGUAGUGAUACAUGCUGUAAAGAAGUUCCCGCCAUUUGUAUUAGGAUUCGCGCCACAUUAUUGGCCAAUUCCUAAUGUAGGCACAUGUGGCGGCUAGCGAUUGGCUUGCUAGCCGUACAAAAGGCUUGGAUAGUCUCCGCCCAAGUCGGAGGAGGGGGGACGAGAGAGAUUCUGUGUGAAGAUCUCCAAGUGCUGCAGACCCUCGCGGACCCAACGCGCCUCCCCUAAGCAGGCAAUAGAGGCAAUGGAACCGAGCCUACGGAGCUUUCGCUUCUCGCCUCUCCCCGUCGCCGAGCGCAAUCCUAGACGUAUCCCUUUCCUGUAACUUCGGACCCGCGGAGCCUAAGUAACUCGGGGGAAACUUUUCGAGUCUAACCAAACCAGACCCGCGGAGCCUGAACAACUCCGUGGGAGCAAUCGAUUUGUCGUGUUCCUCUAGUGAGGAUCCAAGCAGGAGCUGUGCCUGGAAACCUGUCCAGCCUACACCAAUACCAUCUUUGGGUGUAAGUAAACAAUCUUUUCAAUCAA
This is a messenger RNA of Alligator mississippiensis (American alligator), 16799 nucleotides long. RefSeq lists its product as uncharacterized. Lineage: Eukaryota; Metazoa; Chordata; Crocodylia; Alligatoridae. The coding region runs from base 14300 to 15259 and encodes 319 amino acids. The transcript is spliced from 2 exons. The record is from RefSeq and is a predicted model, not a curated record.